Numida meleagris (helmeted guineafowl) is the source of this 2401-nucleotide messenger RNA. RefSeq names its product cyclin dependent kinase 15 (gene CDK15). Gene Ontology annotation, molecular function: cyclin binding; ATP binding; cyclin-dependent protein serine/threonine kinase activity. NCBI's taxonomy places the organism in Eukaryota, Metazoa, Chordata, Aves, Galliformes, Numididae. The record is from RefSeq and is a predicted model, not a curated record. Gene Ontology annotation, biological process: protein phosphorylation. Bases 16 to 1458 code for a protein of 480 amino acids. Gene Ontology annotation, cellular component: cytoplasm; nucleus; cytosol. The transcript is spliced from 13 exons.
AAUUUGGAUCGCCACAUGUUGCACUUUAAAAGAAAAACUGCAGAAAUCAUACGAAUGCUUGAGGCGGAAGCCUCAUGCAAGUCAUAUGAACAGCUAGAGGGGGGAGCAAACGAGAAAAGAGAGAGAAGUGCUAGUGGGACUCAGGACAACACGGGAGACAUGCUGUGUGUGAGUGCUGUCAGGGCGCGGUGCUGCAGUUGCUGCUCUGAGGGAAGAGGCUCCCAGCACAGCCGACGCAUUCAGCACAUGGAAGCAGCAUCUAGAGAAGAGCUGAGGGAUGUAACCAGAGCAGCCCUUCCUGUGCCCUCACUGCAGCCACAGCAAUUCCACACUUUUCAGAGUCAAAGAUGCAAGAUGUGGAGGCCUUGGACUUACACUGAUCCUUUCCAAGAACAGGAUGUUGUGGAGAGGUUUAAAUGGCAGAGGCAAGGCAUUCCGUUUGGAGCUGCCACAUCCUACAUACAUCUGGAGAAGCUGUGUGAAGGGUCCUCUGCAACUGUUUACAAGGGGAUCAGCAGGAUCAACGGUCAAUUGGUGGCACUGAAAGUUAUCAGACUGGAGACAGAGGAGGGAGUGCCCUUUACAGCCAUUCGGGAAGCUUCUCUUCUCAGGCAUUUGAAACAUGCCAACAUUGUGCUGCUCCAUGACAUUAUCCAGACCAAGGAGAUCCUAACAUUUGUCCUUGAGUACAUGCACACAGAUCUGGCACAGUACAUGGCCCAGCAUCCUGGAGGACUUCAUCCUUGCAACAUUAUGCUGUUCAUGUUCCAGCUUUUGCGAGGCCUGGCAUACAUCCACCAGCAACAUAUUCUUCACCGUGAUCUGAAACCCCAGAACUUGCUCAUCAGCUGUCUUGGUGAGCUCAAAUUAGCUGACUUUGGCCUUGCUCGUGCCAAGUCCAUCCCCAGUCAGACAUACUCCUCUGAAGUGGUGACGCUCUGGUACUGUCCUCCUGAUGUUUUGCUUGGAGCUACAGAUUAUUCUUCUGAUCUAGAUAUCUGGAGUGCGGGCUGUGUCUUUGUUGAAAUGAUCCAGGGCCAGCCAAUGUUUGCAGGAACUUCUAGUGCUCCUGAACAGCUGGAGAAGAUCUGGAUGGUAUUGGGGAUCCCAACUGAAGACACCUGGCCAGGAAUAUCCAGCCUCCCCACGUAUAAGCCAGCACUCGUUGCUUCCAGGAGACCUCAGAGACUGCGAGUGAUCUGUGACAGGCUGAGCAGGGCACCAGCAGCAGAGGACUUGGCCUCCAGAAUGCUCACAGUCUUCCCUCCAGGGCGAAUCUCUGCACAAGAUGCCCUUCUUCAUGGCUUCUUCAGCCCUCUGCCUCCUCAGCUCUAUCAAGUGCCUGCUGGACAAUCAGUGCUUACAGUUCCAGCAGUGAGACUACAACCUGAAAUCUGUGACCUGUUUGUUUCUUAUCAUAAAGGACGUCUCUCAAAAGGUUCAAGCAAGUUUUGGUAGAAAGCAGAAAUGACUGACUAAUUCUUGGGUAAGCAUGUGGUUGCCGCUGUCAAAGCUGCUGCCAUCAUCCUUUAGCAUAUGAAUUCCUUUAUGCACUGAAGGUGGAAAAACAGAACCAAUACCCACUGCUGGAGCACCACAUCCCAGGCUGAGGACAAAGUGGAAAGUCUUCUCACAUUCAGAGAGAAUAGGUCAGCAAGCCAGUGGCCCCCAGUGCACAGUGGUAUCGUGGGAGGUCUGGGUUUGUUUUGUCAUAUUCCCGAAUCUCAGACCAGUGCCCUUUCCUCUGAUGCCUCCCCAGUCAAAAUAUGGUUUCAUUUCCACAUUGCUUAAACUGACCAAAUUGCUUUGUUUGCCUUUGUCUAUGUCUAUUGACUUCACAUUUUAUAGCUUACUUGUUAUGAUUUAACACACAAUGGAAUUUGCUCACUGAAGUACCAGAAAUGACAAAGAGCUCUACCCAGGGGGGAGAAGAGCAGUGUCGUAAUGGAUGUUAUGGCAAUGUGUAUUCUUCCAUUGGAGUGAUGAAGCCAUAGCUCCACCUUUCUUGGGUUCAUCCUGUGUCAUAACACCCUGCCACAGUGAGCCUCUGAUCAGCAAACUGGAGUUUGUUGUUGGAGUCUUUUUUCCCUCAGGACUCCAUACAAUGUUGUGGCUUGAAGCAGACAUUCAAUCACAUCAGUAUUUCUGAUGUGAUUUGGUUACUCUGCCACACGUCAUACUUUGAUUUCAUCUAUAUUACUGUAUCAGCAUGAUGUUGGACUAAUGUCACUAAAUUGAUCCGCCUAAUUUUCUGAUAAAUUUGCUUCUUAUGCAUGUGCCAGAACCUGAGCAGAGCUAGGAAAAAUCCCUCAGGUUUGUAACGUUAAUGGUUUUAACUGAUCUGUAUUUUAGCAUGAGUCACUUUAAAACAUCCACGUCCAACCUGCUAGUUUUAUGUUUU